AAAGUCACAUUUUCUGGGAGGAUGCCUUCUGUAAAUUUAACAUGAUUCAAAAUUUUAUAUUCCAAUACCCUUUUCCCCAUGGGAAUUAAUGUACAGUAGGAGAUGAAAUGUGCUUGCACAACUCAUAAACAUACCAUCUUACCAUGUUUUAAUUUUUGAUGCUAUUUUGUGUCUUUGCAGCAUUAUUUCUACCCACACUCUCCUAAAUGAACAGCACCACCUGCCAUGUCAGUCGUUCAGUCUUCGUGGUGUUUUACCACGUCCAACAGCCACUCCAAAGCUUCUAUUCCAAGGACAAUGAAGGUAGCUGGUUCCGCUCCCUCUUUGUGCACAAAGUGGAUCCCCGGAAGGAUGCCCACUCCACCCUGCUGUCCAAGAAGGAGACCAGCAACCUCUACAAGAUCCAGUUUCACAAUGUGAAGCCCGAGUGCCUGGAUGCCUACAACAGCCUGACGGAGGCUGUGCUGCCCAAGCUACACCUGGAUGAGGACUACCCCUGCUCGCUUGUGGGCAACUGGAACACAUGGUACGGAGAACAGGACCAGGCAGUGCACCUGUGGCGAUUCUCAGGCGGCUACCCAGCCCUCAUGGACUGCAUGAACAAGCUAAAAAAUAACAAGGAGUACCUGGAGUUCCGAAAGGAGCGGAGCCAGAUGCUGCUCUCCAGGAGAAAUCAGAUGCUUCUUGAGUUCAGCUUCUGGAAUGAGCCACAGCCCCGAGCAGGCCCCAACAUCUAUGAGCUGAGGACAUACAAGCUCAAGCCAGGAACCAUGAUUGAGUGGGGGAACAACUGGGCUCGGGCCAUCAAGUACCGGCAAGAGAACCAGGAGGCGGUGGGCGGCUUCUUCUCGCAGAUAGGAGAGCUCUACGUUGUGCACCAUCUCUGGGCCUAUAAAGAUCUGCAGUCUCGGGAGGAGACUCGAAAUGCUGCCUGGAGGAAGAGGGGCUGGGACCAAAAUGUCUACUACACAGUUCCCCUGGUGCGACACAUGGAAUCUCGGAUCAUGAUUCCUUUGAAGAUCUCACCUCUCCAGUGAUACUGCCUGUGACUCCACCUCUUUCCCCUUCUCCCUCAGAGCAGCCAUGGACAGAGAAGCUCCCAGUCCUAUUGUCUUGGUUUUGUCUCAGAUCUGGGAGGACUCUGAGGGCAGGGGAUGUGGGUAGUGACAGCUGAAGGAUGACAGGGUUCUGAGGACUUACAGCUCUGCCCAGAUGCUUCCUACCUUCCCCAACCACCUCUUCUCCUGUGUUGGAAGCAGUUUUAAUUUCUCUGAAGAACAGCAACCUUUUAUGUCUUCUUACGUUUCCGCAUAAGAUUCCUUACCUCAAGACCACCAGCCCCCAAUUAGCACUAUGGAAAUCCUCAGUUUAGCUUUAGUUGCACUAAAGAUAGUAUAUGUCCAGUGAUUAGAGGUGGAUGGGAAGGGAGGAAGUCAAACCAGGCAGGCCAGGCUCUUAAGAAUUAUCUGGUAUCCACUGGGCCACCCACUUGCUGGUCAGUCUGAGUAAAGUCCCUUUUCCUGGAGAAAACGCCUCAGGAAGUAAAGGGGAAAAUCCUCAAAAUCAGCAGGAGGUCUAUAUAUUCCAUCCAAAAAGCUGGGAAAAGGGAUGGGAGCCAGGAAGGAUCUGGGGGCAGAAAACAGAAUGGAACAAGAACACAGAAGGUAGGACUUAAAAUUCAAAACUUGGGGUUGAACUGCAGAAUUUGGAAUAUAGAAUUGGAAAGAACAGAAGUGACAAGACCACUUAAUGAGGUUCCUAAUUUAACACAGUUGGAAACAGACUCAUCUGUUUUUCCCUACAUAAUGAAGUUGAGAACUUGAAAUAUGUAGUUCCAGCCCUUUUGCAUGGGGAGUCUCCUACACUCCCUUCUUACCUCCUGCGGGCAAAGAUACGGGCCGGGACCUGUAUUUCCCUCAUCCUGCCUUCCUUUCUGCUUUUUCACAUUCAUCAACCCUCAUUCUCCUAGGCCACUGGGUGCGUGGAGUGGGUCAUCGACUUUGGGGGCCUCCUUGGUGACCCCCACACCUCAUGAACCUCUGGGUAGCUUGAUUUUGCCUCCGUUUCAGGAAAACUUGUGCUGGAGUUGUUGAUGGAACCAAUUAAAUAUUUACAAUAAA
This is a messenger RNA of Manis pentadactyla (Chinese pangolin), 2120 nucleotides long. RefSeq names its product nipsnap homolog 1 (gene NIPSNAP1). The record is from RefSeq and is a predicted model, not a curated record. Gene Ontology annotation, cellular component: mitochondrion. NCBI's taxonomy places the organism in Eukaryota, Metazoa, Chordata, Mammalia, Pholidota, Manidae. The coding region runs from base 207 to 1037 and encodes 276 amino acids. The transcript is spliced from 10 exons.